UGACAUCUUCGGUUAGUGCUGUUGGAAGCGUUAGAGUGGGUUGGUAUUUAUAAUCGUUUGAAUAUUCUGGGUAGACUUCAAACUCCUAUUUCUACAGAUAUCCAUGCUUACCGGUAGCGUAGAUGAUGACGUUCCAGAGCGUGACCUUCACGAACCAGUCAUUGACGAUUUCUGCUUCAUGCAACCUCCAUAUGGAACACCUAUUGAAUUUGUCGAAUCACAUUUUGGGAAGCAUUCGGGUGCAAAGAAUUUCCAGUUUUUGAAAGGAACUACAACACUUGCCUUCAUCUAUGAGCCAAAAACACCGGCAGAUAAGGGAGGGAUUAUAAUUGCUGUAGAUUCGCGUGCAUCUGCUGGAGAAUACAUAUCAUCUAAGAGUGUUAUGAAAAUACUGGAUAUCGGCGAUCGAAUGGUAGCAACUAUGGCUGGUGGUGCUGCCGACUGUCAGUUUUGGACACGUAUCGUUGCUAAAUACUGCACGCUAUAUGAGCUUCGGGAAAAGACAGAAAUUACUGUGGCUGCUGCAAGCAAAUAUUUCCAGAAUGUUUUGUAUUCGUAUCGAAACCAUGGACUGUCGGUUGGAUCCAUGAUUGCCGGCUAUGACAAACGUGGACCUGCAAUUUUCAAAGUCGACAGUGAAGGACAACGCGUCCAAUUAAGACUGUGUAGCAUAGGUUCAGGUUCUUUGAGUGCUUAUGGUAUCUUAGAUAAUUUUUACCAGCCCAAAAUGACGGAUGACGAAGCAUACAAACUGGGUCGGCGAGGAAUAAUGCAUGCUACUUAUCGUGAUACUGGUUCUGGUGGUGUUUGCAAUAUGGUGCACAUUUCGCCGACUGAGAAAAUUCGUUUUCCGCCACUGGACGUAUCGCAGCUUUACUACGAAUUUGCUACUGAGUUGGGACGGGACAUUGUUUACGAGCCCGAAAUGGAAACAUAAUUAGUUUUUAAUACUUCAUAACCAUUGUGUACGGUUGUUGGACUUUUCCUUUUAUGUAAAUUAAAUCUCGGCAUAGAGUCCUCGUUUUCUCCUUUUAAGAUUGCAUUCGGGACUUUCACGCAAUUGAUGAUUUUGGUAAUCCAAAUUGGUCUCGAAGGAAAUUGAUUCACUUUCUUGGGAUUUUUGGUAUUGCUACGAUGCUAAUAUCUUGGAUUUUUUAGCACUGCUACGAUCUGAUGUCUUAGCAGUGAAGAUGUCUUUGAUAUAUGUUCGAUAACAAAAACAGCAUCAGAAUUUAAUCAAAAUUUACUGACUGGGAAAAAUUUGAUUUUGACCUUUGAUUUAUCAGUGUAAUUUAAUUUACAAUAAGACUGCUCGAGUCUCAGAAACUGUUCAAAAUAAAAGAUAC
This is a messenger RNA of Loa loa (African eye worm), 1346 nucleotides long. RefSeq names its product proteasome A-type and B-type family protein. The coding region runs from base 104 to 937 and encodes 277 amino acids. Gene Ontology annotation, molecular function: threonine-type endopeptidase activity. The transcript has 7 exons. The record is from RefSeq and is a predicted model, not a curated record. NCBI's taxonomy places the organism in Eukaryota, Metazoa, Nematoda, Chromadorea, Rhabditida, Onchocercidae. Gene Ontology annotation, cellular component: proteasome core complex.